Molecule: messenger RNA, 5608 nt
Organism: Sander lucioperca (pikeperch)
Lineage: Eukaryota; Metazoa; Chordata; Actinopteri; Perciformes; Percidae
Gene: zbtb38
Product: zinc finger and BTB domain containing 38
Exons: 3
Coding region: 1872-5504 (1210 amino acids)
Biological process (GO): regulation of cytokine production; negative regulation of transcription by RNA polymerase II; regulation of immune system process
Molecular function (GO): protein binding
Source: RefSeq, a predicted model, not a curated record
CCUUAAUGAAUUUGAGAACUAGAGAACUAUUAACUUGAUAUUUUGACUGACAGCAGUCACUGUAAAGUCAGCUGUGGUGGUUGUUGCAUACUCAUUCCACUUCAACUCCAGUCAGGCUCCCCCCUAGUUUCCCAAAUUUAGAUUUUAUGGCUCCAGUUAUAGAGAGUAUGCACUGACGCCACUUUCGCCUCACUUAGAUUGUUAUCUCUUUUUUAAUUUUUGGUUGUCACACCAACAUGGCCCAGUGUGACAAAAGUCAUAAGGUUUAACUGCCUUAAAAGCUGCUCCCCAAGCUAAUGUACAGGGUCUUCAAUGAAGCAGAUCUUGCUGUAGGGCACAAAAAAUAGAAGACUGAGUCUGUGGUUAGUGUGUAUUUAUGAAACCAACAUAAUGUGGAGAAAAGGGAACAGGAAAAAAAGCAGCUAAGAUUUAGGGUGAUCACUGAGUGUAAUUUAAGAGACUAAAGCACAACCACUCCAUGAAUAGCACAUUUCCUUCCUUUAGGACAAUGACUGAGUGCAUGCAUAAUGAUAUGGCACCUGCUACUUUUGAAGUCAUCAGUACAUAAAAUUAAAUGGCUUUCAAACUGGUUUAAAGUGGGUCUCAGCCAGCAUGAGGAGAGGACCCACACAGUCAUAUGACUACGCUCAGUUGUGUAAAUUAAAGAGCUGUCUCCGUCCUCAGAGGCUAGCAAGAGGCUCACAGUGCCAUGUCGGGUUCAGCUUCCUCCCCUCCCCCUUGUCUGCAGUGCUGACGCAUCUGCUGCUUUUGCAUCAAUCAGCAGCCUCUAUAUAGGUAUACUGAGAGUCCCCGCUGAUAGCAGGACUCUCUUUUACUCCUUAGCGUUGCUUUCAGUUUGCAUGCUCACUGGGAUUGUCAGAAAAAGCAGUGAUGAACAUCUGUCCUGUGACUGCUGGGAUACACAAUAGGACGGUAGUCACUGCCAUCUUCCCGCGGGUUCUGCAUUACCUAACCGCAGUGUCUGCGUAAGCACAGACGAAAGGCUUGGGUGUAAUAUAUUGCUGCACAGACAGAGAGUAUGUGUGCACAAGCAUGAAACAGAUGGUGCAACAUUAUGCAUUCAAGGUGCAUAUUGUUUCUAUGAGGGCUAAAGAUAAUUUUGUUUCAUGCAAAGGAUAUUUUUCCUUUGGUCAGCAUCAAUCGUCGGGAUCUAGCUGGUGUGGUGCUCGGAAGAUUUAAUACGGCAUUUGUUGUACAGCAGAGUACACCUUACUCUAUGCUGCUACCAGCAAUGCAGCAGAGUGUCUUCUCUGGCUGUAGCAUCGAGCACAGAGCUGGUAGCACCCAGCAUCUCUCCGCUCUCCCUAAAGCCCUCUGCCAUGCUUAAUAAAAGUUGCCGCUUCCUGCUCAGAGGCUCCAGGCUUCAGUUGCCCAGUUAGCACCAAGGCAGACCUAUAGUCUGGUUUAGCUACAUGCUAGACUGUGAGUUAUUCCAAUAGCUGUAGUAGGAUAGAAGAAGGAUAGUCAGAGGAGGGCAGGGCAGAUCUAGCCCAGGACCUGGGCUGCUUCGAUAGAGACGAAGGACGUUAGAGCUGGAGACAUCUGCACACAGAGAGGGAGGGAGAGGAAGAAACACGCCAGAAAAAGCUCUGCUUCUGACAACACCACUGUUCAGCGACCAUCACAGAAAAAAAACUAGUUUCGCCUUGCUCUCACAAAACUGUUUUUCAUGUGUAGUCGGGUAUAUUGAGGGCUGUAGAAAAGGGAUACUGCAUUGCACUGUUUCCUGUUCGCCCUGCAUCAUUCUCCCUGAUUUACUAAGGAUCUCAGAGAGGACAGGAUAUUUGUGGGAGAGAGGGGGCCGAAUACCCGGACAGCUAACAGUCACUUGCCAUCCAGCUGAAUACCCAAUGACUGUAGUGUCUCCGUGCACUCAGAACCUAAUGGAUAGUGCUCACCCUCACACUGUGCUUAGCAAGCUCAAUGAGCAGCGCUCACAAGGCCUCUUCUGUGAUGUUACCAUUGUGGUGGAGGAUGUUAAGUUUCAAGCCCACAAGAACAUCCUGGCAGCCUGCAGCGGGUACUUCAGGAACGCUCUGACAAUUCCUGAGACAUGGAGCUCUAGCCAAGUGCUGGAGCUGAUGGACCUGAAGUCUGAGGUGUUCGCCAGUAUCCUCAACUUUAUCUACUGCUCAAAGGUGACAUCACCUGGUGCAGAGGACACAGGGGGGUUGGUGGCAGCUGGAAAAAGACUUGGAAUUCCUUUUUUAGAGAAUCUUGCAGAACAAGAGAAGCUGGACGACUCCAGCACAGCCCCAGUGAUAAAAAAAACAAAGGACGCUCCCAGGCCUAAGGACAUUGACAGAGGGCCACGCAUCACCAAUGCCUUCUCUAUCACUGAAGAGUGUCCUGGGAACAAUCUUUUCACCCCACUGGUUCAAACCAAUGGGGAGAGGCAGUCACCAGACAUGGGACAGCUCCCAUCAAGUUGCUCCACAACCUCCUGCCUCAACGGGAACGAGACAACCCAAGCCCUCUCAGAGCACUCAUAUGCAGUAAGUAAAUCUACUGAAGGCAAAGACAGCAGUCAGUGGGACAACAAGAAGGUCUGUAAGCCAGCAACAUCUCAGCCAAAGCAACUCAUUUACAGCAACGCAGGUCCGCUUAAAAAGCGCCACAGGCUGACAAGCACAUUGUGUCGAAGUAUACUUCCAACUCCAGCUGAACCACAAACAGAUAAACCAAAUACAAUAACCUCCACAUUAACUGAUGGUGUUUCUGCAGCACCUGUUGCAGUCAUGACACCACCUCUGCUUUUUUCAGAGGCAGAAACAGAAAAAAGUAUAAGCCCAGGGCUACCUAUAGCCACUGACAAUGUUCAAAUGGAGUUAGGUCCACCAACCUCUUCCCCUGAGGACAGCAUUUCAAUCUAUGGAUGCAGCCACUGUCCGGAGAUAUUCACAAAUAAAGCUCUUCUCACCAUUCACUCAGAGGUACAUAAAAAUCGUUUUGUCAGUCAUUUGUUUUGCAAGUUUUGUCAGAGAAAGUUCAUACACCUCAAACGGCUGCGCAACCAUGAGCAGGUCUGCCCCAAAGCUGUAAGAGACCCACCUAAACUGGAUGCUACUGACAUAUCAACCAAGGAGGUGGAACUCCAUUCAGAUGACAUGCCAAACACGGAGAGCAUUGUGACACAGCUUCCUUCUGCUGACCUCUCCACCCCUUACACCCCAGAGCCCCUUCAAAUGGACCAAUCAGAGCCUCCACAGAAUGAGAAGGCAGUGAGGCUAGGUAGCAGUCAGAGGAGAUACAACUGCAGUGUGUGUAAACGGGUCUACGUCACACUAUCCAGUCUGAAGCGGCACGAGAAUGUACAUUCCUGGCAGAGGGCAUACCCCUGUCAUUAUUGUAAUAAAGUGUUUGCAUUGGCAGAGUACCGUACGAAGCAUGAAAUCUGGCACACAGGUGAACGCCGCUAUCAGUGCAUUUUCUGCCUGGAGACAUUCAUGACAUAUUAUAUCUUAAAGAACCAUCAGAAGUCUUUUCACGGCAUUGAUCCUAGUUUAGUUGUUAAGAAGAAAUCCGCCAACGGUGGUCUGAAAGCCAGUGUUUAUCCAAUCAAACUCUACAGGCUUCUGCCUAUGAAGUUUAGAAAGAGACAAUACAAGACGUACAGUCAGACAUAUUCUGAGAGUGUUGAAAGAGGGGAUGAAGCCCCACCAGACAGCAACUCUCUUAUCCCUCCAUUUGAAGAAAACAGUCUGAUCAGCCACCCUGAUACUGGUUCAUUACCUCUCACAUUCAUGGCAACGACAACGAUGGUGGCACCUGUCAUGCCUCGCAUCAGCUUUGGCAAGCCAUGUGACCAAGAUGUUGACCAAAGUCUGAACAGUGAUUUGGAAAUUCAGAGAGGCACAAGAAAAGAGGCUGAGAAUAGAGAUUUACCCUUAACUGACUACGACAGUACCUUCUCUUUGCAACUCGAGUCUCCAGCAGUGGGUUAUGAUGAUCCUCCAGUAAGUAACUCAGAGCACCUUAGUCAUAAUGUGCCAUUCUUAAACUCUUUGAACACUGUUAAAAAAUUAGGUGAGCUUUCAGCUUCUGCGAAAAGAGUUGAAGAUAUGACCAAGGAUAUACUUCAAUCAAGCACUGAUAAUCUGGUGCGAGAUAAAAAGGUGGGAGCAACGACAGAAACCUAUAUCGCCAAACCUGCAUGCCCGGGUCCAUCUGUCGAUGGUGGUGCAAUGCCGCUCUGUCAGAUAACAGUGAAAAUAGGCAAUGAAGCCAUCAUCCGCCGCCGUAUCAAAGGAUCUAAGCUCUUCCCCAGAAAGAAAAGGAGAAUGAGAGAACUAAGUGAGGAGGAGAGUCCAAGUCAGUGCCCUCCAACACGAGAAAGCUCAGAUAACCCCAGGCUCCGCCUGAGAACAGAAGUCACUUCUGCCACAGAGCCAGAGACAUACGAUGAUCCCAACGACUGUGACACAGCUGAUAUGCUUUGGCGCCCCUACUACUCUUACAAAGCUAAAAAGAAAAAUAAGUUGAGAUUCAAGCACAGAAAGGCCUUGUUUCAUGGUUAUCCUGAAUCAUCUGCAGAUAGACCUGCUGCAAGUGAGGCCCACCUUGAUAAAAGUAGUUGGCUGACAGAAGAGAGCAUGUCAGGUGGUAGUGGAGAGGUGAAACGUAGUCUCAGCAGGAACUCCAGCCCAAGGGCCACCUACAACUGUGACAUCUGUGACAGCUCUUUUAUCACAGAGACCGGUCUGAGAGCUCAUGUUAUUGGUUCCCACCCAUGUUUCUGCCGGACCUGUGGUAAACAAGGUCCCCCUGGCGAGGCACCAGCCGGUGGGGAUUACAUCUGCAACAGCUGUAUGGAAAAUGGCUCCUGCUUUGAUAACACACCCCGGAGCCCCAACCCAGAGAAGAAGUAUCGCUGCUCCUUCUGUCCCCAGCGUUUUCUCUACCUUGCCACCAAAAGAAGCCAUGAGAAAAAACACCAGGAGACAAAUGAGGAGGGAUAUAAUUCUGACAACUUCACGCCAUGUUCUAAAUACUCAGCAUACCUAAGUAAAGACAAUAAACAAGACACCAUCAAAACAGAAGACAGCAGCAACCAAGGGGGCCCUGACAUAAAAAGUGAAAGGGUGGAAGAAGGACAUCUUUCCAUUGAUAAAAUUAAGCCUAAAAUUGAGGAUACAACUGACUUUAUGUCUACCUACCAAGACAUGUCAUAUUCCAACAUUAAAAGUCCAUUAUCACCCUGCAUUGACCCACUGUUUUCCCUGACACCCUCAAAGGUGAAACAUAAAAUGGUGAAAAAAAGGAUUAAUGCACAGCAUUCUAUGCAUCUCAUCUCAAAAAAGCAAGCCUCUGACAGAGACAGCGAUAGCAACAAGGGCAUUUUGACAGGGCAAAGAACAACCAGUCACAUCGAUCUUGAGAAGUCCUGUAAACUAUUUAGAAGAAAUGACUCUGAAACUAAAGGCACCCACAUUUCUAUACACAAACCAGAGAAAUGGAUGUGCAAAGAGGAGCCAUUUUUUUAAAUAUAUUUGAGGACUGUAGACGACAAUAGGCAAAAGAGAAAGUGACUGGAACUUGACUUCAAGCUUUUGGUUAGGGAAUUUAAUAGUGUUGUCCUUCCAUCUGA